Molecule: messenger RNA, 589 nt
Organism: Dimorphilus gyrociliatus
Lineage: Eukaryota; Metazoa; Annelida; Polychaeta; Dinophilidae
Source: the annotation of a GenBank genome assembly
AAUGCGAAGCUGUAAAUUACCUAAGGGCAUCCAACGAAUGCCAAUUAGUGAACUCAGAACAUCUGAUCAGCAAAGAAGCAGGAAUCGAGUAUCUCACGGAUUUCAAGGGUUUGAGAUUAAACCAAGAGCCAAAACUGACAACCUAAUGAAGUUUAUGUUAAUAUUUCGAGUCGAUAAAAAAUUUAGAACCAGUGGCCGAGUUGUUAAAGUUAGCUAUUAUCAAAAUGUCUACGAUGAAGGAGUUACAACUUUCUACACGAAUAUAUUCCAAACUAAUUUUGAUGGUAGACCCUCUCCCAACCAUUAUAAGCCUGCCAAAUAUGCUAGAUGUGAUGUUCAAAGAGGGGGAAUAAACGAAUGUGUCAUAGAUAUCAAGUUUAAUAUAAAUGAUGUUAUUGGCGUUUUUUUCCCAGAAAAUUCUGCAAUUCCUUAUAGUCAAGGGUGUUCUUCGGAAGAGGAAGAUUCGACUCAAUUAAGUAUUUCAAAAGAACCAAUAGAAAACCUAGAAGCAAUAAUGUUACAGCCAGUAGAAUUCUACAAAGUGGAUUGUAGAGAGUAUAGUUUAAAUUUUACGUACGUCUUUGAUUAG